Molecule: messenger RNA, 2898 nt
Organism: Hypoxylon fragiforme
Lineage: Eukaryota; Fungi; Ascomycota; Sordariomycetes; Xylariales; Hypoxylaceae
Exons: 3
Coding region: 736-2286 (516 amino acids)
Source: RefSeq, a predicted model, not a curated record
CACAAAUCCGAUCUUGGCAUGCUAUCUAAUGCGUAUUACGUAUGUUACUACUAUACUUGUAAAUCCUACAUGUGAAACAGCAAGGGAGGUACUUGGGGCUUUGGUAGAUCUACCAUACUAGAGAUAAGUACUCAAUCUAAAGAACGCUCUUUCCCCACAUCCCACCCGUCGCAGUUCAGGUCGUACUUGUCACCUCGAAUCAAACCACCGACUGGAUUCACCAACUGCAUGUGGAUUCAAACUUACCUGCCUAGUACCUACUUCCUUACUAACCACCAUACAACAACUCUCUUCCUCCUUCACUUUCCCUUUCCCCUUCCGCGCCCGUUGUCCGACGAAGUAACGCAUCACAACACGACGCAAGCCGCAACCGACCCCCCUCCCCGAAUAUCCUCAUACCCACUCAUAACAUACUCAUAACAUCGGAUUCAUACUCCCCGCGGCGCCAAUCGCUUAUUGUCGAUCAAGAAGAAGAAGAAACACUGCAAGUUAAUCAAGAAAAUGUCUGGCCUAUGUAUGGUUUCUGUAAAGUAGGACGAUGAUAAUAUGCGAUAUCAACUUUCAAUGAGUGGCGCUAGUUAGGGCCGUCCCUCAUACAACUUGUACAAAGAAUCCAGUCGAUUCCUCUCUAUCGGCUUAGUUUCGUCUACCACCUUCUGUCCCGUCUGUCCCGUCUUUAACCUUCCUCUCCCACAACGGCUGGCCCAUCGUGUGAAAGUCCGCAACCGCCUGAAAAUGGCGAUAUCGACCAUCUCCAAUAUCGCCAGUAUGGCGUACUUUAUUCUUGGCCUUGCCUCUAUUCUUUCCGUCGCAUCCGCCGAAGAUGCCACCACGAGUACUGUACAGGGCAACUUACCUGACUAUCUGCAGCAAUCCGCCAUGUCACUUUCUCUGGACAGUGAUGUUGCUCCAGUCCAUGUCGAUUAUAGAAUUGCACCUUUGACGGCCGAAACUGGACUCAAUCAGACCAAUGGGGGUGACCUGAGUAGUGUUCGUAUGCGAGCAGACAUGGUGAUUGUUGACCAAACCAACUAUAACGAGAUCAGCCUAGAGGAUAAUAUUGCCUACAUUACUUGCGACUCUACUACCGAUAAUACCUACAUCACUCCCAGCGACGUGCUCAAUUCUGUUAUGAACAGAAAACCAAGUCCAAGGGCAAUUUUGCUUUUUAGCACUGCAGGAACCUAUUGUUCACUUGUGGGAUCCGACCUGGCGUUCAGAGAGAUUUGGACCAUGACCAAUCCAGACGAAGCUGGGGAAACCAGGAACCUGACUUUGGCCGGUGGGGUUCGUGUCAUAAUUCCGACAGAAGGCACUGAUGCAAUGAACGGCACUCGAUCUCAAGGCGGGAGUAGUUCGGCCGUGGCUAUGAGCAUCUUAUAUAGUAUCACGGGUCUAAUCACUCUGCUUUUCCUCCUCAUCAUUGCUACCGGUGCAAUUCGGGCACAUCGCCAUCCUGAACGAUACGGUCCUAGAGCCGGUUUCGGCGGAAGACCAAGACAGAGUCGGGCCAGAGGUCUCGCACGAGCUGUUCUUGAGACGCUUCCCAUCGUCAAAUUUGGAGAUCCUGAUCCUCGGCCAACGGCUAAACCGGACCCGGAGAAUGAGCUGGAUAGUAUAUCGGGGGACAGACAGCCCAUAAAAUCUCUGACGCAGCCUGACUUGACACCGGCUAGCAUCGGACAAGGCGAGAACCCUCAAAAUUCUGCUACCCCUGAUGCUGCUGUAGCUGCUGUUGCAUCGGAUAAUAAUAAUGGGAACAACGAACCAGUGGAGGAUAACAAUCUUGGUUGUUCUAUCUGCACAGAGGACUUCAGUGUCGGACAGGAUGUGAGAGUCCUCCCUUGCAACCACAAAUAUCAUCCACAAUGUGUCGAUCCAUGGCUAGUCAAUGUGUCUGGCACCUGUCCUUUAUGUCGACUUGAUCUUCGUCCUCGGGAGGAGGAGGAGGCACCAAAUGAUGACGGUACAGAUAUGUACGAAAUCGCUCCACAGGAAGCGGCUGGUGGUCAUACCAGCGGUCAACUUGCUCCUCCGCAUGGGGAUGAAGUAGAGAUGGCACAGAGACGACGACUAUCGCGUCUUCUAGAUUGGAACAGGCUUAGACACGCCUCCGUUGAUGAGCGUAUUCAGGCUCUUCGACAGUAUCGGCAAACCCAACAAGGACAAGCGGACGCUUCAGUCGAUGACCAAAGACGACAUGCUAAAUUGUCGGACCGACUACGAGAGAAAUUCCACGUCCGGACAAGAGCUCACCCGCCUAGUGAGCCGCCAUCUACCAACUGAUUGUGGGUUCCGGCAACGCCUAGUUUGAGUAUAUGUACACGCUGAUAGGUUGGGUUUGUAGAAGCCAUCAGUUACUAAAUGGGUGACGAAUAAUGCGUUCGGUGGCUAAAUACGGACAUGAGAUAAUGGUUUUGAAGUGGACGGGUCAAAUGCUAUGCCUGAAAUAGAACGGCGUCGGAUGUUAUUAGGGAAUGUGUUUAGGGUGUCAUGGAAAGGAAUCGCAUUGGUUGGCGUUAAUGUGUGCGAGGCUAUCUGGUUUUUGGGCCAUCGGGGUCUCGAGGUUCAGCUGGCGUUAGGCAGGACACACGGUGGCAAGCUUUAUUACAGUCAUUAGGGCAAACCAUCCCAUAUCAUGCAGUCGGAAUAAUGAGAUAGAUAUUGAAAUGGGUCACACUUGUUUUCCCCAAUCUUGUUGCAUCAAAUUGGUGACAUUGGGAUGGUGUGAGGAUGAGUCGCGAUAGGCCGAGAGGACUUGGUGUGUGAAGAUCAGAUGUAUAGAAUAAUGAUGAGUACAAUUUAAGCAUAACUACUAUGCCUACUUGGUGUAGAUGAAGUUAAUAUUUAUACUACAACUACAACUACAACUACAACUACAACUACAACUACAACUAC